Trematosphaeria pertusa is the source of this 7109-nucleotide messenger RNA. RefSeq lists its product as uncharacterized. The record is from RefSeq and is a predicted model, not a curated record. Gene Ontology annotation, biological process: secondary metabolite biosynthetic process; fatty acid biosynthetic process. Gene Ontology annotation, molecular function: 3-oxoacyl-[acyl-carrier-protein] synthase activity; fatty acid synthase activity; phosphopantetheine binding. Bases 61 to 7077 code for a protein of 2338 amino acids. Lineage: Eukaryota; Fungi; Ascomycota; Dothideomycetes; Pleosporales; Trematosphaeriaceae. The transcript is spliced from 16 exons.
UCGUCCACUUCCACACUAUCCAAGAGUCGAUUUGAUCUCAAAAUUCCAGUCUGAAUCACCAUGGAUCCGAUCGCAAUUGUCGGCAUGGGAUGCCGCCUUCCUGGAGGGGUGAAGUCACCUGGCGACCUAUGGGAACUGAUCAUGAAAAGGGAGAUCGCGAACACCUCCCGAGUUCCGCCUUCUCGAUUUGACAUUGAUGCGUAUCAUCAUCUAGACAACGAUCGACCAGGCAGCUUCAGCACUCCUGGAGGCUAUUUUCUCGAUGAUCAUCCGGAAGACUUUGAUCCCACCUUCUUCAAGAUCUCUCCUAUAGAGGCUAUGUGGAUGGACCCGCAGCAACGCAAGCUUCUAGAAGUUGUUUACGAGGCCCUUGAGGACAGCGGCUCUACGCUUGAGCAGGUCUCAAGUCAGGUCACUGGGUGCUUCGUCGCUUCGUUCACUAGCGACUUCCAGCAAAUGACGUUAAAAGAACAUGACUUCAGGCACUCCUACGGGACGACAGGGAUAGAUCCCGGUUUGCUUGGGAAUCGUGUCAGUCACAUUUUCGAUCUCAGAGGACCAAGCGUCCUUGUGAACACGGCUUGCUCUUCUUCCAUGUACGCCCUGGAUAGCGCAUGCCUGGCAAUCACUAGGGGCGAAUGUGAGGGCGCGGUCGUCGGUGGCGCGAACUGGAUCUUGACCGUAGACCAGCAUAUGAAUACCGCGAAGCUCGGAGUUCUGUCUCCAACAUCCACAUGCCAUUCCUUUGAUGAGUCUGCGGACGGAUACGGUCGUGCUGAGGCCGUUGGAGCCUUGUACAUCAAGCGCUUGAGCGCGGCACUGCGAGACGGGAAUCCAAUCCGAGCGGUCAUCCGAUCCACUGCCACUAACGCAAAUGGACGACAUUCCGAUAAUGGCAUCACCUACCCAAGCAUGCAAGGGCAAGCGAGCGUCAUUACGACCGCCCACAAGCUGGGCAAUCUUGACCCGUUAUCAACCGCGUAUGUUGAAUGCCAUGGGACCGGCACGCCAACUGGAGAUCCGAUCGAAGUUCGCGCAAUCUCCAUGGCCCUCCGAAACCGGUCCGAGCGGCAAGAGCCCAUCCUUAUUGGAAGCAUCAAGCCGAACAUUGGUCACAGUGAAGCGGCCAGCAGUAUCUGCACGGUUAUGAAGGCAGUACUGGCAUUGGAGAAGGGAAUCAUACCUCCGACGGCUGGGGUGAAGAGGCUGAAUACGACCAUUCCAUGGGAAACUCUCAACGUCAGAGUGGUCACCGAGCCUACUCCUUUCCCCCCAUUUCUCCCAGUCCAGAGAAUCGGCGUUAGUGCCUUCGGCUACGGUGGUACAAACGGGCACGCAAUAAUCGAGAGCGCGGCGUCGUUCCUCUCUGAAUAUUGCGGCUAUCGGCGACUGAGGGAGCUUGGCUGCGCAUCUCAGAACGGUUUCCACAAUGGAGUUGCAGAUCAUUCGCAUCUCCUUCUGUUUUCGGCCCACAACAAGACUACAUUGAUGAAGAACGUCGAGGCGCUUCGCGAAGCAUGCCAUAACGAACGUCUUCUAGACCUAGCUCAUACUCUGGCGGCUCGUCGCUCUGAACAUGAUUGCCGUACCUUUGCCGUUUGUCGGGAGUCUAGCUGUGACUUGGGAUUUGAUAUGGCUUCUGAGAACAUCAGUAUCUCGACGUGUGCGGCCAGAGUAGCUUUCGCAUUCACCGGCCAAGGUGCACAGUGGGCAGGCAUGGGCUCCCAUCUUCUGCAGAUGUAUCCUAGCUUCCUCGCCAUUAUUAAGAGUCUUGACGGGGUUCUUGCUCGCCUGGUAGAGCCUCCUGGCUGGAGCAUAGAGAGCGCUCUCACGCAAUCUGAGUAUGCCAGUCGUAUUCAUGAACCAGCCUUCGCUCAGCCGCUAUGUACCGCCAUCCAGGUUGGACUCGUCGAACUACUCAGAAGCUGGAACAUAAGCGCCGUGACCACUAUUGGACACUCCUCAGGGGAGAUCGCAGCUGCGUACGCCGCGGGGCUUAUAUCCGCUCAAGAUGCCAUCACAAUUGCAUAUCUUCGAGGGAGAGUCGUCUCAUCCCCAGGAAAGCAAGGCGCUAUGCUUGCAGUCGGCCUGGGAUCUGAGCAGGUCAAGGAGUAUUUGGCGGCGCAAGAAGGGCGCCUCGUUAUAGCUUGCCACAACUCUCCGGACAGCGUCACUAUCAGUGGUGAGGCGGAAGCGAUCCACGAACUGAAGUCGACUCUCGAUGCCAACAGCAUCUUUGCUCGAAGCGUUCGAACUGGUGGGCAAGCAUACCACUCUCACCAUAUGACCGAUAUCGCUUGCAAAUACCUCGAGCUCCUCCGUCUCGAAUCAAAGACUUCGGAACCGUUUGCACACAUUAGGGAGCACAUCCCGAUGUUUUCGACCGUCACCGGCAGUUCAAUCGAGAGCAAAUCGAUGAACGCAACGUACUGGUGCAAGAACAUGACAAACCCGGUUCUAUUCAACCAAGCAAUGCAAAGCAUGCUAUCAAGCGACCUGGGCAUUGACACCGUGGUCGAAAUCGGCCCGCAUUCGACCUUCUCUGGCCCUUUGCGGCAAAUCUGCGCGAAAUCAAAUCGGUCCUCUGUUAUCUAUCUCCCUAGUCUCAAGCGCAAUGAGAACGACCAUGCUCAGCUUUUGAGGCUGGCGGGGCAGCUUUGGGCCCGCAAAGCACCGGUCGAUACUGACGCGGUGACCUGCGUCGAGCAGGGCAACGUGGAUGGCUCCGUCGUGCGGAAAAGCGGGAAGUUGUUGGUGGAUCUUCCUCCUUAUCAAUGGACAUACACCAAGAGGCUUUGGGCUGAGUCUCGCUAUAGCCGCGAGCAUCGCCAGUCACCGUACCCUCGCCAUGACAUCCUCGGACGCAAGGUGUUGGGGACGUCUACAAUCGAGCCUGUGUGGCGGAACGUUUUGCGGCACAAGGACCUUCCUUGGCUGAAGCAUCAUUCGCUGGGUGGUGAAGCUGUGUUCCCAGCCGCUGGCUACUUUGCCAUGGCCAUCGAGGCUGUGACGCAAGCCAAUUCAUUCCUUCAGAAGCCGCAUUUAAUCAAGGGAUAUACCUUGAAAGAUGUGACUAUCCCAUCGGCCAUCGUAGUCCCUGAUGAUGAUAACGGAGUCGAGACUCUAUUCUCCUUACGGCCCUGCUCACAAUACAGAGCCAGCAGUCCUGGGCUGUGGCACCUCUUUACCGUGUCUUCGCUCAGUCAUGGGGAAUGGAAGGAGCACGCAACUGGCAAGGUCAGUCUUAACAUACGCAGCAGAGGGCGCAAACCAAAACCCCUCCCAUCCCUCCCCGUCAGAUCAACAUACACCUCUUGGAACAACAAACUCCGCACCCUAGGCUUCGACUUCGGCCCCACCUUUCGCAACUCCACCACCAUCCACACCAACAACAAAUUGCACGUCGCCACGGCGGACACGCUCAUCAAGCAAGAAUGCGGCCUCAUGGUAAACGAAUCACGGUACGUGAUGCACCCCGCGAACAUCGACUCCUGCCUCCAGACAUCCCUCGUAGCGAUCCACAAAGGGAACAUGGACGACGUCCUCUGCGCCAACGUCCUUACACACUUCACCGAGGUGUCUAUAUGGGCGCCGCAUCCGGCGCAAUUAAAUAACGGCAACGCGAGUGCCACCUCGUGGAUGUCGCACCGCGGAAACCGGAGCUUCGUGUGCCAUACCGAGCUCGUGGGACCAGAUGGCGAGCUUCUUGCUGAUUUCUCGGGCUACCGGUGUGUCCCCUACGAGGCUGGUCGACUCCCGGAUGCGGAGGUCUCGCGGAAAGACUUGUAUUCGAAGCUGCACUGGGAGCUGGAUUUGUAUCACCUGGCGGACUCCUUCUCUGCUUCUGGCAUGGGUGAGAUGACGCUGGACCGCCUCUUCGGCAUCUUCUUGCACAAGAAUGCGAGUCUUCGUGCCCUUUUCUUCGGUGCAGAGAUGCUGGGGCAUCUGCCUAAAAGGCACUUCGAGGCAAGUAUCACGGUCGCAGUUGGCACGGAAGAGGAGGUAGACCGCCUGCGAGCCGAGUAUGCCACGGACAAAGGGGUUAGUGUUGUUCGAGUAGGCGCUCCGUGGAGUCUCAUGAAGGAGAGCCACGGACUCGAUGCGUUCGACUUGGUAGUCCUUCCAAAGGCUGCCGAUCUCGUCGAAUUGUCCUCAGUCAUACAGCCAAUCCUCAAGCCUCAAGGCCACUUAGUGGCCUUGGAAGAUCCUAGUCGUGUGCUAGAGCGUCCGGUGGAGCUACGCCAUGCCUUCUCAUUGCGUGUUCAAGAUUAUUACGCCACCGUAUGGAGGCAUUCGGAAGGGGGAGUGGAAGACGGCCACUUAGAACCAUCCACGCAUCACCAUGAUUUAGUUCCGAAUACCAGAUCAGCCCUACUGGUGUAUCGCAAAGGUCCUCAUUCUUUCCAAGUUGAACUUGCCUCUAUCCUCGCAGACGCCGGCUUUGCCGUUCGAACUAGCUCCCUAGCCGACGCUAUCCCCAGACAGCAAGAGCCAAUCAUUGUCCUCGCCGAACUGGAAAGCCCUGUCUUCGCCACCCUGACAUCAGAAGAGCUACAUGCUGUCCAAAGGCUGACGGAAGGUAUCUCUUCUAUCGCGUGGGUCACACCCGGCGGGCUGCUGAAGGCCUUACGCCCCGAGUACGCCAUGGCUGGCGGAUGGGGACGUGUCGUUCGGAAUGAGAAUCAGCUUCUAGACUUGGUGCUCGUCGAUGUCGAUGAUGCGCCGAGCUCGAAGGAACGUCUUGCGAAAGUCCUCCUAGGUGUCGUGAAUGAAUGGGCAGCUAGGGGCGAGUCUUGUAGCGAGAACGAAUACUGCAUCAGUGAUGGUGCGGUGUACGUUGGACGACUCGUCCCGGAUGACGGUAUAAAUGAGAGAUUUGCCACUAGGCAUCAGGAACCCGAGCGUGUUGCGGUCAAAGACGCACCAGCGCUGAAAGGCGAAUCCAGGUCGGCAAAGCUCACGUUCCGUCGCGACGACCGCAUCGAAGCUCCACUACACGCUGAAGAAGUGGAGAUUAAAGUCCGGAGUCUGGGCCUGAACAAGGAGGAUGCGGAUAUUGCGGCCAACUCAGACUACUUCUCGCCCUUCUUCAACCACGAGAUUGCCGGAACGGUUACUCGCGUAGGGUCUUCUGUGCCUCCAUCCAUCGCGGUCGGCGACAGUGUGUUCGGGCUCUCCUUCGACACGUUGGCUACGGUACAGAAGACUAGGUACGACCUCGUCCAACGGAUGGCUAAGCCUGAGGCGUGGGAGGUUAUGUCGACUCUUCCAACGGCUUCUACCACUGCACUGUAUGCGCUCGAAGACUUGGCGCGAGUCGCAAGCGGAGACAACGUCGUCAUACUCGACGACUGCGGUGCUGUGGGACUUGUUGCAGUCCAGAUCUGCGCAGCGAAAGGGGCCACCGCUAUUGUCGUCACCGAGUCUGAGCGUACUGAAGAUCUGCUGCGAUCUUCUAACCUGACGCUCGCGGGCAUCGUACGGCCAACUCAAGGAGAUCUUGCCACGACUUUAGAGCGCUUGACAAACGAUGCCGGAAUAGAUGUUGUCCUUUGCUCCGCCAUCAUGGAUUCAUGGAGACUGGAGGAAUGCAUUAGGGUCAUGGCGGCGUUUGGACGCAUCAUCUUUUGCGGAACCCCAAGCCAGGCCUUCCCCGCCUUAGCCGCACGAAAUGCUUCAUUUCUGAGCUUCAGCAUUCCGGAUUUGUACCGAUACAAACCUUGUAUCGUCAAGAGGCUACUGCAAAGAUCCGCGGAGCUCUAUCGCAAAGGAACCAUCAACCCAGUGUGGCCAGUUAUUCCCAAGCGCCCAACGGAGUCGACGGAAGCGAUACGGUCGAUCUCACCCGAGAUGGGCCAUGGCAGAGUCGCUCUCUCGCUCUCGCCUGACUCCUUAAUCGAGUACCAGGAGCAACGCAAAGGACUUCGCUUCUCAGACCAAGCAACAUAUCUCCUGGUAGGGUGCCUGGGAGGACUAGGUCGGAGCAUGUCAUCUUGGAUGAUUGAGCGAGGGGCGAAACACCUUGCCUUCUUAUCUCGUAGCGGUGCCGAUAGUCCACUCGCUGCGGAGCUGGUGACCUCUCUUCGGCGGUCUGGAGCUCAUAUUCAAGUGCUUCGAGCGGAUGUUACUUCGAAAGUUGAAGUGGAGGCAGCUUUCGCUACUAUCGAUCCGCGUUUCCCAAUUCGUGGUGUUGUGAAUGCGGCGGUCGUCCUGAGGGACACUUUCUUUCAUAAUAUGCAGGCCACAUCUUGGCACCAGGUUCUUGCCCCGAAAGUCAAAGGAUCGUUGGUUCUGCACGAAACGUUAUCAAGGGUCGGAGGACUGGACUUCUUCGUCAUGACCAGUUCGAUCGCUGCCACGCUCGGAGCGGGAGGUCAAAGCAACUAUGCCGCAGCGAACUCGUUCUUGGAUGCUUUGGCACAUCAUCGUCGAGCCCUGGGGCUUCCCGGAGUAUCGCUCAUUCUUCCCGCUGUGCUAGAUGUAGGCUACGUUUCAGAAAACCCGGAGAUCGAAGCUUCCAUUCGAAGGAGGGGCAUGUCCUGUAUCAGCGAAGAGGACAUGCUCCGCGCAUUCGAAGUCGCCAUGACACCUUUGAAUGAGCUUCCGUGUGAGAUCGAUCACAUUAUCGCAGGUUUGCAGCCAAUGCAGCUUGCGGCAUCCGUCAAAGCUGCUAAGGCUGAUCUCACAUGGAUGAUGAACCCUCGACUGCGAACUCUGCUUGCUGCGAUGAGUGAAUAUUCCUCCCCCAAAGAUACUGCGACGGACACGAGUAUGCUAGUGCUUAUUGAGAGUGCCUCGGACGACGCGGACACCGUGAAGCGCAUGGAGAAGUAUAUCGUCGAACGUCUAUCGCGGCUGCUGAUGAUAAACGUUGAGGAUAUUGAAGGAAGCACGAGCUCACUAGCUAACUUCGGGUUGGACAGCAUGAUUGGUGCCGAGUUCCGCAACUGGAUCUUCCGCGAGUUCAAGAUCGAUAUGCCGUUCCAGCAGCUUCUGGCUAGCAACUUGACGAUCCAAAAGCUCGCUGUUGACUUGUUUGACCAGAUAUCAGAACGCAGGCAACCAAGUCUUAGGUAGUGGAGAUGGAUGCUCUGUAGACUUCAAUGGAC